Messenger RNA from Leptosia nina, 1269 nucleotides. The record is from the annotation of a GenBank genome assembly. Lineage: Eukaryota; Metazoa; Arthropoda; Insecta; Lepidoptera; Pieridae.
AUGAAUACGACAGAUACGGAAAUACUAGUGGCACGCGGCCAACUUUACGAUUUGUACAAAGGACCCCAAUACACUUUUGAGCCAGCGGGCGCCGCAUACAACGCUGUCCUUGAACUGAAUGCAUCCUACGAGAACACCACCAUUUUCAACAUCACCGAAGAAAGAGAACCCUGGGAAGAGUACAUCACUCUACUGCAAGACAGAGCGCUCCUUGUCACCUUUCUCCUACUCUUCUCCCUGACAACCGUCUUUGGGAACAUGCUGGUCAUCCUAGCGGUUAUUAGAGAACGCUAUCUACAUACGUCUACUAACUACUUCGUAACAUCACUAGCAGUAGCCGACUGCCUCGUCGGUCUGGUCGUGAUGCCGUUCUCAGCGCUAUACGAAGUCCUCGAACACACCUGGUUCUUCGGCAUGGACUGGUGUGACGUGUGGCGUUCCCUAGACGUAUUAUUUAGCACCGCGUCGAUUCUGAAUUUAUGCGUUAUAUCGCUGGACCGUUAUUGGGCCAUAACAGACCCUAUUACAUAUCCGAUGCGGAUGAGCGGACGGAAAGCGGCUUUUCUUAUUGCGGCCGUUUGGGUGUGUUCCGGGGCAAUAUCCUUUCCUGCGAUUGCGUGGUGGCGGGCCGUCCGCUUAGAAGAGGUUCCGGACUACAAAUGCCCCUUUACGGAAAACUUGGAGUACAUCAUAUUCUCGUCUACGAUAUCGUUUUAUUUGCCGCUCUUUGUUAUGGUGUUCACGUAUUAUCGCAUUUACCGGGCCGCGACAAUACAGACGAGGUCAUUGAAGAUUGGGACAAAGCAGGUGAUGAGGCCAAGCGGGGAGUUAGAGUUAACAUUGCGGAUUCACAGGGGAGGGACGAUGAGGCAGAGAAGUGAGGUGUGUCACGGAGUCUGCACUCCCGAAGAACCAGACCAGGAACCACUGACUGCGUUACAGAACAACGGUCUGUCGCGAUCGUCGACUCGUUUGACAAACGUUACCCACAAUAAACAUUUGCCAAAGAACUUUUCGCUUUCACGUAAGCUUGCUAAGUUCGCGAAAGAGAAGAAAGCGGCUAAAACCCUAGGUAUUGUGAUGGGAGUGUUCAUAGUGUGUUGGUUGCCUUUUUUUGUGGUGAACUUACUGUCUGGGAUAUGUUCAUCGUGUAUAGCUCAUGAGGAAAUUGUGAAUGUUGUGGUGACUUGGCUGGGGUGGGUAAACUCCUCAAUGAAUCCAGUUAUCUACGCCUGCUGGAGUAGAGAUUUUAGAAGGUUAGUAAUCUGA